Syzygium oleosum is the source of this 704-nucleotide messenger RNA. RefSeq lists its product as uncharacterized. The transcript has 2 exons. The coding region runs from base 158 to 496 and encodes 112 amino acids. NCBI's taxonomy places the organism in Eukaryota, Viridiplantae, Streptophyta, Magnoliopsida, Myrtales, Myrtaceae. The record is from RefSeq and is a predicted model, not a curated record.
CGUGGUCGGCCAGAUCUCUCCGUUCAUGAUCUCUAUAAAUUGAAGGGCAUUCCUUCGCUCUUAGGCAUCUGCUACUCACUGAUCAACCCUCGUAGGACUCGAGAGCCCAAAUAGAAAAGAAAAGAGAAAGUAAGAGAGAGCAGCUAGAGUAUCGACAAUGAGAUCGGUGUCGCGAGUGACGAUGAUGCUACUAAUGGUCGCGACAAUAGUCGUGACCAUGAGCAAUGUGCCGGUGAGUGGCCAGACAAGCCCGAGCCAGUGCAAGGAAGAGAGGAAGCAGCUGGAGGGUAAUUGCAGGCCUGUGAUAUUCGGGAGACAGCCAUCUCCCGAGUGUUGCGCGAGGGUUAGGGUUACUCAUGUCGAGUGCGUGUGCCCUUAUGUCACCCCCAAAUUGGCUGCUCUCAUCGGCGUCGACCGCACCAUCAAGCAGAUCGAGGGCUGCGGCCGGACCGUCCCUCGCAACUUCAAGUGUGGAAGUGUUACCACUCCUCCUUGAGCGAGGAUCGAUCCCCCGCAAGCAGUUGCGCGCUAUCAUAAUAAAGGUUUCCUUGAAUAAGAGAUAUACUCAAGCGCCAUGGAUUUAACUGGAGAUUUUAUGAUGUAGCAUGGCCUUAGGCAAUCUUCCCUUUGCUUUUUCCUUCUGAAAUCUAUUAUGUAAGCUUUUGGAUUAUGGAAUGAUAUACCGAUGUUGAGAUUUCGAGAGA